This is a messenger RNA of Engraulis encrasicolus (European anchovy), 2565 nucleotides long. Its product is annotated as solute carrier organic anion transporter family member 1C1-like. Gene Ontology annotation, biological process: sodium-independent organic anion transport; transmembrane transport. The record is from RefSeq and is a predicted model, not a curated record. Gene Ontology annotation, molecular function: protein binding. Gene Ontology annotation, cellular component: plasma membrane. NCBI's taxonomy places the organism in Eukaryota, Metazoa, Chordata, Actinopteri, Clupeiformes, Engraulidae. The coding region runs from base 75 to 2066 and encodes 663 amino acids. The transcript has 14 exons.
GCUGUCCCAGUCUGAAGAUAUUCCUUGCAGCCUUGUCCUUCGCCUACUUUGCAAAGGCGUUAUCUGGGAGUUACAUGAAGAGCACAAUCACCCAGCUGGAGAGGAGAUUUGACAUUCCCAGUUAUUUAAUCGGCAUCAUCGACGGCAGCUUCGAGAUAGGUAAUUUGUUGGUGAUUGCCUUUGUGAGUUACUUUGGGGCCAAGCUUCACCGCCCCAAGAUCAUCUCCACCGGCUGCAUCCUGAUGUCACUCGGGACGUUCCUCAUCGCGAUGCCGCACUUCAUCAUUGGCCGCUACAAGUUUCAGACGUCUGUGAGGCCCGUGGUGAAUACCUCAAGCUACCUGUCCGGGUACUGCCCCUCCAGCACACCUGAGCCCCAUGUGCCUCCAGGCUGCGAGAGGGAGUCCAGCCUCUCCAUGUGGGUCUACGUGCUCCUGGGGAACGUGCUGCGGGGCAUCGGGGAGACGCCUGUGCAGCCACUGGGAAUAUCCUACCUCGACGACUAUGCCCAUGAAAACGCAGCACUUUACAUAGGCUGUGUGCAGACCAUAGCCAUCAUCGGGCCUGUGUUUGGAUACCUACUGGGAUCGCUCUGUGCUGAAAUAUACGUGGAUAUCGGAUUUGUUGACAUGGAGACCAUCACCAUCACCCCUAGAGAUGCCCGCUGGGUGGGCGCCUGGUGGUUAGGCUACCUGAUCGCUGGAGUCAUCACCCUGGCCUCCGCGGUGCCCUUCUGGUUCCUGCCCCGGGCGCUGCCGCCCCUGGAGAAAGGACGAGGCCAGGACAACACCCCCCCGGAGCAGACCAGCUUCCUCAAAGACGCCCCCACCAUCAAGCACAAGUACAUGCCAGACGAUCUGGCCAACCUCCAUGACAUGGCCAAAGACUUCCUGCCCACCCUGAAGAGUCUUCUGGGUAACCCGGUGUACUUCACCUAUCUCUGUGUGACCAUCAUCCAGUUCAACUCGCUCAUCGGCAUGGUGACGUACAAGCCCAAGUACAUCGAGCAGCAUUAUGGCCAGUCGGCCUCCAGGGCCAACUUCCUCAUGGGCACCAUCAACAUCCCGGCGGUGGCCCUGGGCAUGUUCCUGGGCGGCGUCAUCAUGAAGAAGUUCAGGUUUGGCGUCAUGGCCGCCGCCAAGUUCGCCUUCGGGACCUCGCUGCUCGGCUACUUCCUGUCGCUCCUGUUCUUCGCCAUGGGCUGCGACAACGCCAAGGUGGCCGGCGUCACCGUCUCCUACUCUGGUGAGGAUGCGUUGUCGUACAGCGAGAGGUCUCUGUUCGCCACCUGUAACUCUGCCUGCCUGUGUUCUGGGAAGGAGUGGGACCCCGUGUGUGGCGACAACGGCAUCACUUACGUCAGCCCCUGCCUGGCCGGGUGCACUGCCUCCAAUGGAACCGGGAAGGAAACGGUGUUUGAGCGCUGCAGGUGCAUAGCUGGCACUGGAGGGGCGGCGUCCCAGCCCGGCAACUUGACGGCCCUUUUGGGUCACUGCCCCCAUCGUAGCAGCUGUGACGGCGUCUUCCCCUACUUCCUGGGCCUGUCAGUCAUCACCUCCUUCAUCAUCUCUCUCGGGGGAACGCCUGGCUACGUGCUGCUCAUCAGGUGCAUUAAGCCGCAGCUGAAGUCGCUGGCGUUGGGGCUGUACACCCUGGCCACUAGGACCCUUGCUGGGAUACCUGCCCCCAUCUAUUUUGGAGCCAUCAUUGACACCACAUGUCUGAAGUGGGGAGAGAAGAGAUGCGGCGGUCGUGGAGCAUGCAGAAUAUACAACACAACAGCCUACAGGAUAGUGUACCUGGGCUUGACGCUGGGCUUGAGGACCGUCUCCUUCUUCCUGUGCCUGGUGGGCUUCGUGCUAUUGGGUCGGCACGUGCGGCAGGAGGAGCAUCAGAAGGCACUGACCAAUGGCGGGACGGAGACGGAGUGUCUCAGGAAAGAGGAGAGCCAAUCACUGCAGGGCGAGGCGGAAUGCCUCAGGAAGGAGGAGGAGAAGCAUUCGCUGCAGUGCCAGCACCUCCUGCGGACUCUGAAGUGUGACCCUGACAGGGAGACGCGGCUGUGAGGCCGCACAGUCGGCUGCGGUACUGUGCAGUCAGGCCCUCGUCUUGUCACGUUCCCUUUGGGAGAUUUGUUUUAUUUGUUUGUUUACUUGAUUGUUUUUUUCAUGUUGUUUUUUGUUGUUUCCUGAAUUUAUGAAAGAACGCCACCCCCAGUGGGCAGCUAGAUCGACCACACAAAGGCACACAGGCAUACACAUGCACAUACACACAGCAAACACAUUAACACUCACACAGCAAAAUUGUAUAUUUUGUACUGUACCGAUGCAGAUUUCAGUGAACUACAACAGUGUUUUUUCAACCACAAAAAACAGGAAGAAAGAUCUAAAUUCUUGAAUGUAUAUGCUGUGUUUUUUAAAUGGACGUUCUGUCUAUUUUUUUUAACAAUCAUUCUUUUUUUCCAUUUUUAUUUACUAUUUUGUAAACGUGUUUGAUGUAGAUGCUGAUGUUUUUUAUAUAUACAUAUAUAUUUGAAGACAGUGCAGGGUACAAAAUGUUAAAAAA